Anopheles funestus (African malaria mosquito) is the source of this 4808-nucleotide messenger RNA. RefSeq names its product multidrug resistance-associated protein 1-like. Gene Ontology annotation, molecular function: ATP binding; ATP hydrolysis activity; ABC-type transporter activity. Gene Ontology annotation, cellular component: membrane. The record is from RefSeq and is a predicted model, not a curated record. The transcript is spliced from 7 exons. NCBI's taxonomy places the organism in Eukaryota, Metazoa, Arthropoda, Insecta, Diptera, Culicidae. The coding region runs from base 121 to 4644 and encodes 1507 amino acids. Gene Ontology annotation, biological process: transmembrane transport.
GUGUAUAAAACGGUACCGAUUACCGGGUGGAGGGUUUCAGUCUCGACGUAACAGUGGUCUUGUUCAGUCGACGAUAGUGUGCUGAAGUGGUAACGUGUUCAUCUAACCAUAGGGUCCACGAUGACCUUCGAGGACUUUUGUGGUGGUCCGUUCUGGGACGAGGAGUUCGUGUGGGACAUAGACAAUCCCAACCUGACGUUCUGUUUCCAGCGCGUCAUCCUGCAAUGGGUACCGUGUUUAUUUUUGUUCGUGUUCUCCGUCUACGAUAUCUUGAAAAUUACCGAAAGUCGUUAUCGAGACAUACCAUGGAACUGGUACAAUCUCUCCAAGAUGUUAGUGAUAUUCCUGCUCAUGUGUAUGUCCUGGAUCGAUCUGGGCAUGGUAGUGAGCUAUCAAGAUGAGCAGGGCUUAUACGAUGUGCAGAUCCUGACGGCCGUGUUCAAUGCAUUGACUUAUAUUGAUUUGAUUGUGUUGCUGUUCUUCAUGCGUAAGUACGGCAUUCGCACAUCCGGUACGAUGUUCAUGUUCUGGUUCCUGCGAAUGUUCUUCGGCAUCAUUCAGCUCCGUACGGAGGUGAUGGAUAACGAUAAGCGACCGAACGCGAUCGGAUCCGGUGACACGGUGGACUUUUGGGAGUAUCAAUACGUCAGUUACAUCAUCCAGUACUCCUUCAUCUGUUUGAUGCUCGUGCUGGAGCUGUUCCCCGAUAAGGCACCCAAGAUCAGUCACUAUCCCGAAUCUAAAAAUCCUAACCCGGAGCUUCAGUCAAGCUUCUUUUCCAAGCUUUUGUUCCUCUACUUUGAUGCGUUCGCUUGGAAAGGCUUCCGGAAACCUCUUACUAUGGAAGAGCUGUACGACAUUAAUCCACAGGACACAUCAAGUGAGUUAGUGCCACCAUUCGACAAGUACUGGGAUAUGAGCGUUGUCAGCGGGCGUAAAAAACAGAUCGCUGCAGAUAAGAAGGCUGGAAAACCGAACAUCGAAUACAAACCACACUCCGAAACGAACGGAUCAUCCCUGUACGCAAUGGUGCGGGCGUAUGGUGCACCAUUUUGGUUCGCUGGAAUGCUACAAAUAGCGAUAUCUGGACUCCAGUUUGCCUCGCCGUAUCUCAUGCAAGAAAUGAUGGCAGUUAUUGCACUAGACGGCCCCGUUUGGAAGGGGAUGUUGUUGACGUUCGCAUUGUUUAUUGCCUCGCUGCUACUUGCGUUGCUCAACGGUCAGUACUACUACAACACUUUCCUAAGCGGAUUCCGCAUACGUACCGGUUUGGUGAGUGCCAUCUAUCGUAAGGCACUCCGAAUUUCGAGUGCUGCUAAAAAGGAUACUACCGUUGGUGAGAUUGUUAACCUCAUGGCUGUGGAUGCGCAACGAUUCUUCGAGCUUACAUCAUACUUGCAUAUCCUUUGGUCUGGAAUACUGAUCAUUGCGCUAUGUGUGUACUUGCUGUAUGAUAUUCUGGGCGCGGCUGUAUUUGCCGGGCUGGGUGUAAUGAUACUGAUCACACCCGUGUCUGGUGUGAUUGCCACAAAAAUGCGCGAUGCUCAAGUGGCUCAGAUGAAGAUCAAAGAUGAUCGUGUGAAGAAGAUGAACGAAAUUCUUGGCGGUAUCAAAGUGCUGAAGCUAUACGCAUGGGAACCAAGCUUCCAGGAUAACAUUUUGACAGUUCGCAAGGAAGAAAUCGGCAUUCUGAAGCGUAUGGCGUACUAUGGUGCAGGAAUCUACUUUACAUUCACCAUCGCACCAUUCCUGGUCACUCUCGUAUCAUUCGCUGUGUACGUGCUGAUGGAUGAAGAGAAUAUUUUAGAUCCACAAACUGCAUUUGUGUCGCUUGCUUUGUUUAAUAUUCUACGCUUCCCUCUCGGAAUGCUUCCCAUGAUGGUGACGUUCUCCAUGCAAGCUUGGGUGUCAGUUAAGCGUAUCGAUAAGUUCCUAAACAGUGCUGAGUUGGAUCCCAGCAAUGUGACAAACAACAAGAGCGAUGAAGCACUCACUAUUAAGGAUGGAACAUUUUCCUGGGGAGAUGAGACACCCACAUUGAAGAACAUCAAUCUCUCGUUGCGAAAGGGACAACUGUCAGCGAUCGUUGGUACGGUCGGUACUGGUAAGAGCUCCCUGAUAUCGGCACUGCUUGGCGAGAUGGAAAAGAUAAGUGGUCAGGUGAAUACGGAUGGUUCGAUCGCUUACGUCCCACAACAAGCCUGGAUCCAGAAUGCCACUCUGCGUGACAACAUCCUCUUCGGUAAACCAUUCGACCAGAAGAAGUACGAUAAUGUGAUCGACUGUUGCGCCCUGAGGCCCGAUCUGGAGAUGCUUCCCGGCGGAGAUACGACGGAGAUCGGUGAGAAGGGAAUCAAUCUUUCGGGAGGACAAAAGCAACGUGUUGCUCUGGCUCGUGCUGUGUAUGCCGACUCUGAGAUUUAUCUGUUUGACGAUCCGUUAAGUGCUGUGGACGCUCAUGUAGGAAAGCAUAUUUUCGAGAAGGUGAUUGGACCAUCGGGAAUGCUGGUGGGCAAGUCGCGUCUGUUAGUCACACACGGUAUUUCUUACUUGCCAUUUGUGGAGAACAUCUUCGUUGUGAAGGAGGGAGAGAUAUCGGAGAGCGGAUCUUAUCAACAACUACUUGACCAGAAGGGCGCAUUUGCAGAGUUCCUUACUCAACACAUUCAGGAACUUGAUGAAUCAGAUGAAGAGGAAAUUAAGUUAAUCCAGGAAUCACUCAAGGACGAAACGGCCCAACGUAUCGUAGAACGCACAUUGUCUGUACGGUCCGGACGAUCGGGCGGCAGUAAUGGUAGCCAGCGCAAGAAGCGUAUUAGCCGACAAGAGUCGAAGGCAAGCUCGAAACGGGAAGUUCCUGUCAUCCAGAACCUUGAUAAGGCGACGCUAAUCGAAAAGGAAGAAUCAGCCACCGGGUCUGUAACAUGGGCUGUCUAUAAGAAAUACGUCACUGCCAUUGGUUUCCAGUUUGGCUUCUGGUCAGUCGUAUUCAGUAUAAUCAAUCAAGGUAGUGGUAUCUACUCCAGUAUGUGGCUUACUGAUUGGUCGGAAGAUCCGGAAGCUAUUACUGACACUUCAGUGCGUGACAUGUAUCUCGGAGUGUACGGAGCACUAGGAGGAAUACAAUCGAUCGCACUAUUCAUCGGAUCAGUAUUGCUUGCUUUGGGAUGCUUGAAAGCGGCGGAAGAAUCACACGAUAAGCUGCUGGAGAGUUCCAUGCAUAUGCCAAUGUCCUUCUUCGACACCACUCCACUGGGUCGUAUCAUCAAUCGGUUCUCAAAAGAUGUGGACGUGGUAGACAACAUUUUACCUGCAACAAUCCGUGCCUGGUUGUUGAUGUUGUUCAGCGUCAUCGGUGUUUUUGUUGUGAUCGGUAUAUCUACGCCGAUCUUCCUCGCCAUCGUACCACCGCUGAUGGUGAUAUACUACUUCGUGCAACGGUUCUACAUCGAAACGUCGCGUCAGCUGAAGCGACUGGAGUCCGUCACCAGAAGUCCGAUCUACUCCCACUUCGGUGAAAGUAUCGGCGGACAGUCGACUAUCCGUGCUUAUGCCCAGCAGGAACGUUUCAUAAAGGAGUCAGAAUAUCGUUUAGAUUACAACCAGCUUGUGACUUACCCAACUAUUCUGGCCAAUCGUUGGCUGGGCGUACGAUUGGAAAUUAUUGGAAGUUUGGUGAUCUUGUUUGCAGCUUUGUUCGCCAUUUUAGCUCGAGACAGCAUCGGGCAGGCAACAGUUGGACUCUCCAUUAGCUAUGCUCUGCAGAUUUCUAAUGUGUUGAGUUUCCUCGUACGUAUGACGGCUGAAGUCGAGACGAACAUUGUCGCCAUUGAACGAUUGGAGGAGUACACCGUGCUGCCGCGUGAAGCCGAAUGGAAGAAGGGAACUGUGGACAAAGCCUGGCCUGCAGAAGGAAAGGUUGAGUUCAAGGACUAUCAGAUCCGUUACCGCGAGGGUCUUGAUCUGGUCAUUCGAGGUAUCUCGCUCGGUGUCCGUGGAGGAGAAAAGAUCGGUAUUGUUGGUCGUACCGGAGCAGGAAAGUCCAGUUUGACACUUGGUCUCUUCAGAAUUGUUGAAGCGGCCGGUGGACAAAUCAUCAUCGACGGACUUGACAUUUCCGAAAUGGGACUUCACCAGCUCCGUAGCCGAUUGACCAUCAUUCCACAAGAUCCGGUUCUGUUCUCCGGUACUCUUCGCAUGAAUGUGGAUCCCUUCAAUAACUUCAGCGACGACCAGGUAUGGAAGUCUCUCGAGUUGUCCCAUCUGAAAACGUUUGUGAAGGGACUUACAGCAGGUUUGGAACACGAAAUCGCCGAGAACGGAGAAAACUUGUCGGUAGGACAAAGACAACUAGUCUGUUUAGCAAGAGCCAUUCUUCGCAAGACGAAGGUGUUGAUUUUGGAUGAAGCGACGGCGGCGGUGGAUUUAGAAACGGAUGAUUUGAUUCAGAAAACAAUCCGUACGGAGUUCGCCGACUGUACAAUUCUCACCAUCGCUCAUCGAUUGAACACGAUUCUCGAUUCGGAUCGUGUUCUGGUACUCGACAAGGGUUUGGUAGCGGAGUGUGACUCACCACAAAAUCUACUAGCGGACAGAGAUUCCAUAUUCUUCAGCAUGGCGAAGAACGCGGGCAUCGUAAGCUAAUAAUCGCUGCAUGCCGUGGUAUGAUGUGUUCAGCUAGCAUAAGCAUAAUUAUUCCAUUGUUAGUUGUAAGUGUUAAUAGUUUAGCGUGUUUGUGCGUUCUUUCGCGUCAUUAGCUUAAACUUUACGUGUGCCAUUCGAAACCAAAUAAAGUUUCAAAAACUGAA